Molecule: messenger RNA, 432 nt
Organism: Micromonas pusilla CCMP1545
Lineage: Eukaryota; Viridiplantae; Chlorophyta; Mamiellophyceae; Mamiellales; Mamiellaceae
Exons: 1
Source: RefSeq, a predicted model, not a curated record
AUCGAUCGCGUCGUCCUCCGCACCGCCUCCAUCACCCCCGACGCGGCGGCGAACGCGCUCGUCGAGACGCUCGGCCUGAGAAAGCUCUCCGCGGCGGAAGAUCCCGCCGCCGCGCGCGACGGCCGCGCGGUCGUGACCGGCGCGUACGGGAUCGCGCUCGAGCUGCGCGGCGGCGCGGACGGCGACGACGACGACGGCGGAGAUGGAGACGACGACGGUGACGUCGAGAAACGCAUCGCCGCGUCGCGAUUUCCGCCGGCGUUGACGACGCUCACGUUGACGUCGGAUAACCCCGCGAGAGCUCGCAACGGCGCGAUUCGAAACGGCGCGACCGCGUUCAAGCAGCCGCCGCACGCGGGCGAGCGAUGCGCCGGCGACGCGUACCUGGGCUGCGCGGUCUCCGUCGUAGGGUUCCCGGUCGUCUUCGCGAGG